AUAAAGACCGUUAACUAUCAGAGUCAUAAUCUCCUACACGCAACUCCACGUAGUACCUAACAAACCAUUUUACACUUACCACCCAAGUUCACUUCGUCUCACCCACACCACUCCAAGCCAUGGCGUCAGUGGCCACCGUCCUCCGCCGGAAGCUCUCCGGCAAGCCAUUCCAUUUCCGAUUACUACCAGUCCGAUCAUCCUCCGACUCGCCGCAGAGAAUCGAGAAGAUUCUGAUAGCCAACCGGGGCGAAAUUGCGUGCAGGAUCAUGAGGACCGCAAAGAGACUCGGAAUUCAAACCGUCGCCGUUUUCAGCGACCCCGAUAGGCACUCGCUUCACGUCAAAUCCGCCGACGAGGCCGUUCGUAUCGGUCCGGCUCCGGCUCGGCUCAGCUACCUCGACGCCUCGUCGAUUCUUGACGCCGCCGUUCGUACUGGUGCGCAGGCUAUCCAUCCUGGCUAUGGUUUUCUGUCAGAGAGUUCUGACUUUGCUCAACUUUGUGAGGAUAAGGGUCUUACCUUUAUUGGGCCUCCAGCAUCUGCCAUCAGGGACAUGGGUGACAAAAGUGCGUCAAAGAGGAUAAUGGGUGCAGCAGGGGUACCUCUUGUGCCUGGAUAUCAUGGGAAAGACCAAGAUAUUGAUCUAAUGAAGAUAGAAGCCGACAAGAUUGGAUAUCCAAUCUUAAUAAAGCCAACUCAUGGAGGUGGGGGAAAGGGUAUGAGGAUUGUGCAAAGUCCGGAUGAGUUUGUUGAAGCCUUCCUUGGAGCACAACGUGAGGCUGCUGCUUCUUUUGGCGUAAACACAAUUUUGCUGGAGAAAUAUAUUACACAGCCAAGACACAUAGAAGUCCAGAUAUUUGGGGAUAAACACGGGAAUGUUCUACAUUUAUAUGAGAGAGAUUGCAGCGUACAAAGAAGGCACCAGAAAAUAAUCGAAGAAGCCCCAGCUCCAAAUGUUUCUGAUGACUUCCGGUCUCACUUGGGUCAAGCGGCUGUAUCUGCUGCCAAGGCAGUUAGCUAUCACAGUGCCGGCACAGUGGAGUUUAUAGUCGAUACAGUCUCAGGCCAAUUUUAUUUCAUGGAGAUGAAUACCCGUCUUCAGGUUGAGCAUCCUGUGACUGAGAUGAUUGUUGGCCAAGAUCUUGUAGAGUGGCAAAUUCGUGUAGCAAAUGGAGAACACCUUCCCAUUAGUCAGUCACAGGUCCCUUUGUCAGGUCAUGCUUUUGAAGCCCGUAUAUAUGCUGAAAAUGUACCAAAAGGGUUCCUUCCUGCAACUGGAGUUCUUCAUCACUAUCAGCAUGCUCCAGUUUCACCAUCAGUUCGAGUUGAGACUGGAGUUGAACAAGGAGACAGUGUUAGCAUGCAUUAUGAUCCUAUGAUUGCCAAGCUUGUAGUAUGGGGAGAAAAUCGUGCAGUAGCACUGGUAAAACUGAAGGAUUGCUUGACAAAGUUUCAGGUUGCAGGUGUACCAACCAACAUCAGUUUUCUGUCAAAACUUGCCAACCAUCGGGAAUUUGAAAAUGGGAAUGUGGAAACUCAUUUUAUUGAACAUUUUAAAGAUGACCUGUUUGUCAACCCUAAUAAUUUGGAAGUAAUGAACACAGUGCUUGGUGCUGCUAGAUUUGGUGCCAAACUGGCGGCUGCAUGUCUCAUUGAAAAGGAAAAUUCUGUAUUCAGAGAAAAUCUUCCUGGAAGCAACAACACGAUCUCCAUAUGGUAUUCUUCUCCGCCUUUCAGAGUCAAUCAUUGUGCUAGGCAUACAAUGGAACUCGAGUGGGAGAAUGAAUAUGAUAGCAGUGGCUCAAAGUUAUUGACCUAUUCCAUCACUUACAAAUCAGAUGGGAGCUAUCUAAUUGAGACACAAGAAGACAUUUCCCCACCUUUGGAGGUUAAAGCAACUUGUGUAGGUGACCAUGAUUUCAAAGUUGAAGCUGCUGGUGUAAUCAUGGAUGUUAGCUUAGCUGUUUACUCGAAGGAUCAGAUCAAGCACAUUCAUAUGUGGCAUGGGUCACAUCAUCAUCAUUUCAGACAAAAAUUGGGUCUUGAAUUGUCCAGUGAAGAUGAAACCGAACAUAGGCCCAGUUUUGAUAGAUCAUCUCAUCCUCCGGGGACAGUUGUUGCACCCAUGGCUGGUUUGGUGGUCAAGGUUCUUAUUAAGGAUGCAACAAAAGUGGAGGAAGGACAACCUAUUUUAGUAUUAGAGGCAAUGAAGAUGGAGCAUGUUGUAAAAGCACCAUCAGCAGGCUAUGUCCACGGGCUUCAUCUAGCAGCUGGCCAGCAGGUUUCUGAUGGCAGUGUUCUCUUCAGUAUUAAGAUGGAUUCAAGCAAUGGUGGUGAGUCAGUUGGAGGCAUUGGGAUAACUGAAAAGUCAAACAUCAUUGAAAAAAAUGAUUCCUUUGGAACCCCCAACAGCACCAAAGAGAAGGCCUUGGGUUCAUGUGUGGGGAAAGAAACGUUUUUUAGGGCGGAUCAGAUUGAUUUCAAGAGCUGGGAUAUCCAGCUGGAGAAGCACUUGAGUAGGGGCUGGUCCAGGGAGAAGGAAGCGCAGACGUCAAUGGAGGAGUGGGAGAUUGAUUUGGCUAAGUUGGAUAUAAGAUAUGUGAUUGCUCAUGGAACAUAUGGAACUGUGUACAGGGGUACCUAUGAUGGUCAAGAUGUUGCAGUGAAGAUAUUGGAUUGGGGUGAGGAUAAUAUUGCCACAGCUGCUGAAACUGCUGCUCUUCGGGCGUCGUUUCAGCAAGAGGUUGCUGUCUGGCAUAAGCUUGACCAUCCAAAUAUUCCCAAGUUUGUUGGAGCUUCAAUGGGAACUUCGAAUCUUAAAAUCCCUGUCAAAGGCACAUCAAGUGAUGGUCAAAGUCAUAAUUCUCCUCCUUCCAGAGCUUGUUGUGUUGUUGUUGAGUAUGUUCCUGGUGGGACACUUAAGAACUAUUUGAUCAGGAAUAGUAGAAAGAAACUUGCCUUUAAGAUUGUGGUUCAACUUGCUUUGGAUUUGUCUAAAGGUUUAAGUUAUCUCCAUGCAAAGAAAAUUGUACACCGUGACGUCAAAACAGAAAAUGUGUUGCUAGAUAAUCAUAGAACUCUGAAAAUUGCUGAUUUUGGCGUUGCUCGAGUAGAAGCUCAGAAUCCAAGGGACAUGACCGGGGAGACUGGUACCCUUGGAUACAUGGCCCCAGAGGUCCUUGAUGGUAAGCCUUACAACAGAAAAUGUGACGUGUACAGUUUUGGUAUUUGCUUAUGGGAAAUCUAUUGUUGCGACAUGCCUUAUCCCAAUCUUAGUUUUGCUGAUGUCUCCUCUGCUGUCGUGCGACAGAAUUUAAGACCUGAAAUCCCAAGAUGUUGUCCAACUGCGCUGGCUAGCAUUAUGCGAAAAUGUUGGGAUGCAAACCCAGAUAAACGCCCCGACAUGGAAGAAGUAGUAAAGUUAUUGUAUGCAGUCGACACAAGCAAGGGAGGUGGCAUGAUCCCGGAAGACCAAGCUUCUGCCUGUUCCUGUUUCGGCACACCUCGAGGCCCUUGACCUCACUUUGUUCCACACAAUACAUACAUGCAGCGCAGAUCUAGAAUAAAACUAUAUAUAUAAACCAGUUAAAGUGCUAGACUGCAGAAGCAGUCCAUGAAUUAAUGAUUAAGUCAUCCCAUUUCUGAAUAAUGCACCAACAAAGGAGCUGCAUUAUUGAAACCCCCUAUAUAUUAUUGUUGUUUGUUGUACCCUUUUCAUUCUUACUCCACUCCAUGUAUCAAAUAGUGGACUGUUAGACAGUUAAACAGUAAUUAGUUUUUACUGUUAUUUUUGUAACCACCAAAUUAUUGGUUUCACAGUUUUAUUUUCA
Messenger RNA from Rosa rugosa (rugosa rose), 3828 nucleotides. Its product is annotated as methylcrotonoyl-CoA carboxylase subunit alpha, mitochondrial. Gene Ontology annotation, biological process: protein phosphorylation. Gene Ontology annotation, cellular component: mitochondrion. The record is from RefSeq and is a predicted model, not a curated record. NCBI's taxonomy places the organism in Eukaryota, Viridiplantae, Streptophyta, Magnoliopsida, Rosales, Rosaceae. The coding region runs from base 120 to 3515 and encodes 1131 amino acids. The transcript has 21 exons. Gene Ontology annotation, molecular function: metal ion binding; methylcrotonoyl-CoA carboxylase activity; ATP binding.